Halichondria panicea is the source of this 1193-nucleotide messenger RNA. RefSeq lists its product as uncharacterized. The coding region runs from base 365 to 973 and encodes 202 amino acids. Lineage: Eukaryota; Metazoa; Porifera; Demospongiae; Suberitida; Halichondriidae. The transcript has a single exon. The record is from RefSeq and is a predicted model, not a curated record.
UGUGUUUCCUUGUGAUGGUGGCUUAUAGAUGUGCAUGGCUGGGAACAACCUUCCUAACCAACUCAUGCACUUGUAUAAUGGCCUUUAGAAGAUAAAACAAAUUCCAAAUUCUUGGUGUUUGCAUUUAGAGUACUUUGUGUUAAUGGGCGAGAGGUGCAGCACACGUGAACUUCUUUCCUUGUUUCUCAGCAGCCACAAAGGCUGUUGAUAUUAUAGGUGUCUUCAGAUUUUCCACGCAGGGAUAUACCUUUUUAUUCAUGGCUGUGUAUAAAAGCAGUUGCAGAAAGUCUAGUAAUCAUACUCACUGAAGAUCGAUUAACUGCCUCUUCAAGAAGCUCCAAACUCUCCGACGCUAUAAGAAGACAUGAAGGCUCUCAUCAUUGUGACUGUGCUUGUCAUGGCAACCUCUGCCAUUGCAGUCCCCCUCUCCCGACAAGCCAAAGCUCGACCUCUCCUCGCCGUCAUUCAGGACAAUGUUGAAAUGGAAGGAUGGCUUGGAGAUGCUGUUGUGAAGUAUGGUCCAACUGUUCUCAAGACUGGUCUUGCCGCUCUAGGUAGUGCAUUAUUGUGGGAUGAAAAACUUGACAGAGAAGUUGCUUCCGUACAAAAGAAAGCAGAAAUAGACGAAGCUGAAAUAGAUGAAGCUGAAAUGGAAGGAUUGUUGAGUGAUAUUGGAGGCGCUGUUGGGAAGUAUGGUCCAACUGUUCUCAAGUUUCUAGGUGGUGCGGGUUUGUGGGAUGAAGAACUCGAGAGAGAGUCUGCUGCCGUGCAAGGGAAGAACAAAUUUAGGAAAUUUGCGUUGGAUGUUCUUAUUGAGUGCGGACAGAGGAUUUACAAGCAUAAAAAAGACGAAGAAAGGUGUAAUAGACUGCGCCAACAGACGGAAAAUUUGCGUAAGAAAUAUUCUUUUGACGAUACUCCUAAAUGGCUAGAUGACAUUACUAACAGCAAGAAUAAUGAGUACAUUGUUUGAUGACUGUGCUAAUAGUGUACGUAUGUAUUAGAAUGAUUCUGUAGAUUCUAGAAAUGUACGAUAUAAUUAGUUGGGUUAUGAUUGCUUUGAGCAAUAUUUGAUCUGAAAUUGGAUUCAUUUCUUGGAAAUAGUAUAUCUAAACCACUUUCAUGGACAUCUCUUGUGCAGUACAUUAUACCAUCCCUUGUGUGUAGUAGCAGCUGCCUGUAUUGCAUGUUGU